UACUGUUCAGAAGUCAGAGAGGGUGAGAGACGCGCUUCAAAAACACAUCUUAAACCUCUUCUACCCUUCUCCUUCUUUGCUCCUUCUGUCUUCUCUCUCUCCCUCCCUUGCUCGCUGUCCCUCCUCUGUUGCUUCCCCACGAAACAAAGAGGAGAGCAGAUAAUUUAAACUUCUGAAGCUGAGUGACGAAGAGCCAUUUUCUUCAUACUGAAGGUGGGUAGGGGCUGAGAACGAUGCCAAACCAGCUAUGGUUUGUACUGCCAAUGAUUUACAAAGCUGGAAAGAUUUUCCCAAGGGACUUAGGGUUCUUCUCCUUGAUGGGAACACCAAUUCUGCUGCCGAUAUAAGAGCAAAGCUGGAGGCCAUGGACUAUAUUGUUUCUAUAUUCUGCAACGAGAAUGAAGCCUUGUCGGCAAUCUCAAGCAAACCCGAAGGCUUCCAUGUUGCCAUUGUGGAGGUUAGUACAAGCAAUGACCAAGGGUGUUUCAAAUUUCUUGAGAAUGCCAAGGACCUGCCAACCAUUAUGACUUCAAACGAUCAUUGCCUCAGCACUAUGAUGAAGUGUAUAGCACUUGGCGCAGUUGAGUUCCUAAGAAAACCGCUCUCUGAAGAAAAGCUCAGGAAUAUCUGGCAGCAUGUGGUUCACAAGGCAUUUAAUGCUGGGGCAACUGUCCUGUCUGAAUCACUAAAGCCUGUCAAAGAAUCUGUGGUAUCAAUAUUGCAGCUCGAAACAGAAAAUAAGGAACAGCAAAGUAAAAUCUCAAUAGAUAUCGAGAAAGUAUCAAGGUUUAGUGAACAUGACCAUGAGCUAUCAUCGGGGAGUGAUAAUAAAUAUCCAGCUCCUUCAACUCCACAAUUAAAACAGGGGGCUAGAUUACUGGAUGAUGGAGAUUGCCAUGAACAGACUCAUUGCUUGACUGAAAAAGAAAGUGGAGACCUGGAUGGGGAAACUAUAUCUGUCGAAACUACAUGUGGAAAUUCGAAUUCUGAGGGUGCUACACCUCAACCAAGUAAGCCUGAAACGACUCUAAUUAAGAAGGAAGAGGAGUAUGCCAAUGGUUCCAAGAGUGAGAGUGAUGUAUCUACACAUAAUCAUGAUGGAAAUUUUGUGAGCAGCCAUGAUGAUAGCACUGCAUCUCCCAAAAAAGUAGGUGUUCUCAGUGAUGCAUGCGAGAACACAGCUAAUAAAAAGAAAUCAAAGAAGGUGAAGGUAGACUGGACGCCUGAACUGCAUAACAAAUUUGUUCAUGCAGUGGAACAACUAGGUAUUGAUCAAGCCAUACCUUCUCGAAUUCUGGAGCUAAUGAAAGUGGAGGGGUUGACAAGGCAUAAUGUGGCUAGCCAUCUUCAGAAAUAUAGAAUGCACAAGAGACAUAUCUUGCCUAAGGAAGAAGAUCGAAGAUGGCCAAAUCAAAGAGAUAUAAUGCAAAGGAGCUAUUAUGUGCCAAGGCCCAUUAUGGCCUAUCCUCAAUAUCAUUCUAACCACACCUUAUCUCCAGCUCCUAUGUAUCCUAUGUGGGGUCAACCAGGAAGUCAACCGGCUGGUGUACAGAUGUGGGGCCCACCUAACUAUCACGUAUGGCAGCCUUUUCCGGGGAUGCACGCAGAAGCAUGGGGUUGCCCUGUGUUGCCACCUUCUCAAAAUCCUUGUUUUUACCACACUCAACAUACGCCUGGAUUGCACAGUGCUAAUAACGUUGAUUAUAACUCUAGCAUGCCUCCAAGUUCGUUGGAGCAUCAUCCGGCGGAUGAAGUUGUUGACAAGGUUGUGAAGGAGGCAAUAAGCAAGCCAUGGCUGCCCUUGCCCUUGGGUCUCAAACCUCCUUCCACAGAUAGCGUAUUGGCUGAACUUUCUCGGCAAGGCAUAUCCACCAUCCCUCAUGGUUCCAAAUCUAUAUAGCCACUGAGUCCCAUCGAGAGUGACUCCGAUGGCGACAAAAUUUAUGUUCUGGCUGGUACUAGAAUUGCUGUUUUACCCAAUAAGCAAUUCUGCAAUUUUUCUUUUUUCUUUUUUUCCCCUCGAAUUUGAGAUCCCAAUUAAAUGAACUGGUUAGGAGAUGGAAGUUGAGGACCAGCGUACCUUGUCUGGUCCCUCUCGAACAACCGACCACUCUGAGGUUUCCACCAAGCUGAUGAUGUGAAGCUACACUCGAACAACAACAACAACAAGAAGAAUGGACAUCGAUCCUAUCCUAUCCAUUGCUUUUUGUUUGCCGGAAUAAAAAAGCUCAUUUCAGUGGGAGACACCCGUCUGGCAACAUUGGGCGUCCCAGAAGUGGCCACGUGGUUGCUGAUACUUACACCAUGUUUGUGGCUGUAAAUAAACAGAGUUUUGAUGGGGAUGUGAGUUGUGAAAUGCACACAACUUUUGGGGCAUAAAAGUGCAAGUGGCUGCAAAUUCCAGAGUGAAAUGUGUAUGUGUGAGAGGGAUAGGGUGGGCCCAGUAGUAGUCGUAGUGGAGUAGGUAUCUAAUAAUGGAAACGGUGGCGCUUUUGUUUUCUUCUUCCCUUUUUUGAGGGUAUGGCAUGUAGAGAGAGUAACGUUGAUAUUUGCUGCUCUGGUGUUUGUUAAUAAAAAUGAGCGCAAUCCAGGCGGAAGCUGACAAUUCCAUUUUCAUGUUUGCUUCGAAACAUAGUUCAGUUUAAAGCGUU
Molecule: messenger RNA, 2651 nt
Organism: Neltuma alba
Lineage: Eukaryota; Viridiplantae; Streptophyta; Magnoliopsida; Fabales; Fabaceae
Product: two-component response regulator-like APRR2
Exons: 12
Coding region: 248-1900 (550 amino acids)
Biological process (GO): phosphorelay signal transduction system; positive regulation of DNA-templated transcription
Cellular component (GO): nucleus
Molecular function (GO): DNA-binding transcription factor activity; transcription cis-regulatory region binding
Source: RefSeq, a predicted model, not a curated record